GCUGGUUCUGUGAACUCUGCCGCACCUCCGCUUGGUCUUUAGGGAUCUCGUGUUUGAGCUCUGUCCAGGCUGUAGCCGCCGCCACGAUGGGCAAAACUGCUGACUCUCUGUGUCAGGGAACCCGAUCCGACCCGGUGCGGAGCUUCAAUCGCUGGAAGAAAAAACACAGCCAUAGGCAGAACCGAAAGAAGCAGUUGAGGAAGCAGCUGAAGAAGCCCGAGUGGCAGGUCGAACGUGAAGGCAUCAGCCGCCUUAUACAGAACUAUGAGAAGAUAAAUGUAAAUGAAAUUACAAGAUUUUCAGAUUUCCCCUUGUCUAAAAAAACAUUGAAAGGUUUGCAAGAAGCCCAGUAUCGCUUGGUAACUGAGAUACAGAAGCAGACCAUAGGGUUGGCUUUGCAAGGUAAAGAUGUACUUGGAGCUGCCAAAACUGGAUCUGGCAAGACUUUGGCUUUUCUUGUUCCAGUGUUGGAAGCCUUAUAUCGUCUGCAGUGGACCUCAACUGAUGGGCUGGGUGUUCUGAUAAUAUCACCUACACGAGAACUGGCAUAUCAGACCUUUGAGGUUCUCCGAAAAGUAGGAAAGAACCAUGACUUCUCAGCUGGUCUCAUCAUUGGUGGAAAGGAUCUGAAACAUGAAGCUGAGAGGAUCAACAACAUAAAUAUACUCGUUUGCACACCAGGUCGGCUUCUGCAACACAUGGAUGAAACAAUAUGUUUUCAUGCCACCAAUCUCCAAAUGUUAGUUCUUGAUGAAGCAGACAGAAUAUUGGAUAUGGGCUUUGCUGAUACUAUGAAUGCUAUUAUUGAAAAUCUUCCCAAGAAACGUCAGACUUUACUUUUCUCAGCAACACAAACUAAAUCUGUAAAGGACCUUGCACGCUUGAGCUUGAAAAACCCUGAGUAUGUAUGGGUUCAUGAAAAAGCAAAAUACAGCACCCCUGCUACUUUGGAACAGAACUACAUAGUUUGUGAGCUGCAGCAAAAAAUAAGUGUGCUGUAUUCCUUUUUGAGAAGUCAUCUGAAGAAGAAGAGUAUUGUGUUUUUCUCUAGUUGCAAAGAGGUUCAGUACCUGUACCGAGUUUUCUGCCGGCUUCGCCCUGGUAUUUCUAUCCUUGCUCUCCAUGGUCGACAACAACAGAUGAGAAGAAUGGAAGUCUAUAAUGAGUUUGUCCGAAAGAGAGCUGCAGUACUCUUUGCUACGGAUAUUGCAGCCAGGGGGCUGGAUUUUCCAGCUGUAAAUUGGGUUCUUCAGUUUGAUUGUCCAGAGGAUGCCAACACAUAUAUUCACAGAGCAGGUAGAACUGCCAGGUACAAAGAGGAUGGUGAAGCUUUAUUAAUUUUGCUUCCCUCAGAAGAAAAAGGGAUGGUGCAACAACUUCUCCAGAAAAAAGUACCUGUGAAGGAAAUCAAAAUCAAUCCAGAAAAACUUAUAGAUGUACAGAAAAAAUUGGAAUCUUUUUUAGCCCAAGAUCAAGAUUUAAAAGAAAGAGCUCAAAGGUGUUUUGUCUCCUACAUACGUUCAGUAUACCUUAUGAAGGAUAAAGAAGUAUUCGAUGUGAACAAAUUACCUAUUCCUGAAUAUGCACUGUCUCUUGGUCUUGCUGUGGCACCACGGGUAAGAUUUCUUCAGAAAGUGCAGAAACAAUCUACCAAAGAAUUGGUGAAGAGUCAAGGCAAUGUGGUAACUGAGCCCAGGGCUCCAUCUCUCACCAAUGAUGAGGUGGAAGAAUUUAGAGCCUAUUUCAAUGAGAAAAUGUCCAUCCUUCAGAAAGGUGGGAAAAGACUACAAGGGACAGAGAAUAGACAGAAUAGUGAUGUUAGUGAAGAGGAUGAUGAUGAUGAUGAUGAUGAUGAAGAAGAAGAAGAAGAAGAAGAAAAAGAAGAAGAAGAAGCAAUGAAAGAGAAACUGGGAAAAGCAAAAGGGUCUGAAACUCAAUCUCAUCCCAACAUGGAGACACAGAAGGUCAAAGAAGUUUCUGUGCAGUUCUUGGACCAAGAUGAUGAGGAAGAAGAUGGACUUGAUAAUGAUUUCCUUACAGUGAAACGGUGCAAUGUGUUUGGGUUGAAUCUUUCAGAGAAUAAAGUGUUACAGAAGAAAGAACCUUCUAAAUCCAGUGUCAAGAAAAAAGUAACCAAAGUGGCAGAAGCAAAAAAAGUAAUGAAGAGAAAUUUUAAAGUGAAUAAGAAAAUAACAUUUACUGAUGAAGGGGAGUUGGUUCAGCAGUGGCCACAGAUGCAGAAAUCCACUAUGAAUGAUAAGGAGGAGGAUGAUGACACUGGUGGUAUCAACUUAGAUAAAGCAAAGGAAAGGCUUCAGGAAGAGGACAAAUUUGACAAAGAAGAAUAUAGGAAGAAAAUUAAGGCAAAGCAUCGGGAGAAGAGACUGAAAGAAAGGGAAGCCAGAAGAGAAGCCAACAAGAGACAAGCAAAGGCCAAAGAGGAAGAGGAAGCCUUUCUGGAUUGGAGUGAUGAUGAUGAUGAUGGAUUUGAUCCSAGCACACUUCCAGAUCCAGAUAAAUACAGAAGCUCUGAAGAAUCAGAUAGUGAAGACAUGGAAAAUAAAAUUAGUGAUACCAAGAAGAAGCAGGAAAUGAAGAAAAGGAACAACAGUGAAGUGGAAGAUGUGGGACCAACAAGUCAUCAUAGAAAGAAGGCCAAGUGGGAAACCUUAGAGCCUUUGGAUACAGGCCUGUCUUUAGCAGAGGAUGAAGAGCUGGUGUUGCAUCUACUCAAAAAUCAAAGCUAAAUACUUCCCAUGCCUGUCUGCUCUUUGAUACUUCUGGACAUUCUUAUGUUGAGAAGAAGUUAGAACACAGUUGACUUUGGGGCCUCUAGAUAUCAUGUGUCCCAUUCCCAAAGGACACAUUCUUCAGACAAAAGCAAUUUCAUCUCUGAGCCCCUUCACAAGCCAUGCUUUGCACCAUUACAGAACAUAUUCAGAGUAAGGGUGGGAUAUUUAGUUUCUUGGUCUCAUUUUGCAAUGUGUGCUGUUAAAUUUUACAGGUGGGUUCCUGCCCCUUCUCACUGGAAAUGCUCCUUUGUUUUACUAGCAAGUUCUGGAGCCUUGUUUCAUAGUUGGAAAUUCCUGUAUCGCUAUGCAGAAGUCUCGGUGUAACUUAAAAUGACUCUUAAUUUUAAGGUAUAUUUCGUAUUUUCAAAGAGAUAGAGUAUAGUGCACCAGCCUUGGAAAAGGAGUAUUUUUUAAUUGAAAUGAUCAUUAAUAAACAUAUUUCCUAUAAAAUAAAGUAUUAAUGUUUUCAUUGUGUCCAAUGAUAUAAAACCCUCUCUCAAGGGGACUUAAUGUUCUUUGUUAAAAUGCAAGGCCAGCUGGGCAUGGUGGCAUAUGCCUGUAAUCGCAGAGAAUUGGAAGGCUGAGGCA
Molecule: messenger RNA, 3380 nt
Organism: Urocitellus parryii (Arctic ground squirrel)
Lineage: Eukaryota; Metazoa; Chordata; Mammalia; Rodentia; Sciuridae
Gene: Ddx10
Product: DEAD-box helicase 10
Molecular function (GO): RNA helicase activity; ATP binding; nucleic acid binding
Source: RefSeq, a predicted model, not a curated record